AUGCCAACAAUUCCAUCUCUGACCGGCUUGGCAGCUGAGAAAGUUGGCGAACUUGUGGACAACGGUUAGUCUACACAUUUUUCAUUCAUUUUUUUCCACACAAUUCCAGACGAACUCCCAAUUAGCAGCGCCAUCAAACUUUCCAACAAAGCGAGCAAUCAAGUGCUCGCGAUCCUCUACGAUAAUUGUGGGGAUCUGAACGAGCGCACGUGGAAGACGAUCUAUCUGAGCGGAAUUUUUGCGCCGAGCGUGCUCGACCUCAGCGGAGUGCCCAUCGGAUGGAGCGAUUUAGCGGCGCGCCAGAACGGAACGUACACUCGAUUCAAGUUGGGCCACAGGCAUUGGACGGAAAAAGAAGAAGACGUGGUCUCGGAGGCGGCGCUCUUGUUCAGGGUGCUCAACGAGACGUCGUGGGACCAUCUGACGAGCCUGGAUUGGAGCGGACGGCGUCGGCUCAAGUGGUACUCCGCCGCGACGGUAUGGUUUUGUGUGCUGACCUAGUUUUGAGAAGUUUCACCUUGUUUUGAUAGAUUUGACUCACUUUCCGCUAAUCUACAUAGUUUUCACCUAUCGUAACUUCAUUUGCCCCAUUUUACCUCGUUUCUCCUCGUUUCAAUCACAAUAUAUUCCAGAUGUUGAGCUCGUUUCCGAGUUUGACGACGCUCAACGUGGCCAAUCAACAAGUUCCGAGCCGUGCCCUAACCAAAAUCGCCUCCCACUGCCCGCAACUGAAACACCUAAACAUUUCGGAGACUGGCAUCCAGCACAUCGGGCCACUGGAAGCACUGGAGCAUUUGGAAGUGCUCAUAAUGCACACCUUGGACGUUAAAAGUGGAGUCGAAGCGCUGCAAAGUCUCCGAAAGUUGCGAGUGCUGGAUGUGUCGGCCAGUAAACUUGCGUAAGUGAGGCCAACUGAACAUUGUGUUGAUUUCGCGUUUCAGACACACAAUCCCGGCUAUGUUUGUCGCUGAGCAGUCCAGAAACGGACCUUCUCCGUGGCCCGAGCUCCGGUCCAUCGACAUUAGCGGCCUGGAAUUGCCCUCGGAGGCGGUGCGCGCUAUCAUGCGAGCCCAUCCGAAGCUCGGCGAGAUCCUCACAAUCUUCGACGCUGCUUCCGUGGAACAGCGGCCCGGGCUCAAAGUGCUCAAUAAAAUUGACCUUCUGAAGCGCUACCUGGCGUUGGAUCGUCCGGCGUUUCUGUUGACGAUCCUAGAGUCGAUGAGAAAUACCAUUGAACUUAUGGGACCUGAGGACCGUUACGAAUUGUUCAAGAUCUGUAUGAAGGUGUCGAAAAAGUUUGCAAGUGGGGACGAUGAUUUCCUCGAUAUCUCAAUUCGUCUCACUGUAAUACUAUGGCCCUAUGUCGCCCGCACACUCUCGGAUGUCGAACUUCACAGGACCGUCGGCAUGCUGCUGGACGUUGCGGAGCGAUUCAUAUCUGACUACACCGUUCUCUAUCCGAUUUGGACGGUUAUGGUCUACUAUCGUCUUUUGGAGACGUACGGGAAUCCGGUUCAAGUUGAACGCCUCGCGUUGGCGAUUUUGCUCAAAAAAAAUCUGUAUGGUCGAUUGUUGAAUGGUGGAACGAUGGUGGAAUGGUGGUAUGGUGGAUGGUGGACGGAAGGAAAGGUCGCUGCGCUUGAAAUCGUGCACAAGAUGUGUCAGCAGCAACCAGAUCAGUUGGAUUUCGAUGAGAGAGACUUGAUGAACAUGCUCGCGGAUAUGGAUAAGUACCUAGGUGAGCCCACUCGUUUUCCAUCUAGUUGACCAAGUUUUUAACGGUUCGACAACGAGUUCCACUAGUUUCUUUCCUUUUUUUGCAGGUUUACCCGGCUCCGAAAUUGUUAGAUGCUAUCUGCACCUGUUUGAAACCUUCGCGAACACCUACACCCACCUACGGGACCGUUUGGCGCGUGACGGAUUGCUCUUUCUUCAGAACGUGCAGUAUCGGAUGUAUAUGUACCCAGAAUGCCGACAACUUGCUCUUCGUCUGAUGCUCAAACUGAUCACGUAUCGAUGUGAAGUGCAGGACGACGGAGUGAUCAUGACUGAUGAGCUUCACCAUGAACUCGCGUGAGUUUUUUCGUCGUGCAACUUCUGCGCACACCUUUAGUACCUGUCAAGCAAAAGUCUGGCGAUAGUUGCUGAAGAUCUGCUCAAAAGUUCCGAGUUUAGAGGUUCUAUUUAGAAUUUCAGCCAUGUUAUGAUCCACGACAUGUACAACGACGAUGGACUCACCCUUUCCUACCUGUCCGUGCACACUCUGCUCGCGACGUUCGAACGUCCGAACAUGUGGGAAUCGCCCGACUCCAUCAGAACCACCGAUCAGCAUAUCAUCGGUCUCCUCACCAACUACCCGGACAUCGACCAAAUGGACAACUUCUCCGAUGAGCAUAUGAGGUGUCUGGAGCGGUACUUGGAGGAGAGAAACUUCGGCUCUCGUGUCAUGUUCGCCCUGUGGAAUGUGUUGAUGGAAUUGAAGACGGUGCCGAGCUUCAACGACAGGUACGAGGCGUCGAGAGUGAAGCAGUUGGUCGAGGAGAUCGCCCGCGGAAUCAUCGAGUUGGAAGGAUCCGAAAAGAUUGUCAAGAUGGCCCAGAGUAUCGUGACGUUUCGCGAUUCCAAUCCUUCAACUUACCCCUCUUCAAUCUAA
Messenger RNA from Caenorhabditis sp. 36 PRJEB53466, 2653 nucleotides. The record is from the annotation of a GenBank genome assembly. NCBI's taxonomy places the organism in Eukaryota, Metazoa, Nematoda, Chromadorea, Rhabditida, Rhabditidae.